UUGAGAUUUGAUAGGCCACUCACAGAAAGAAGGAUAUUCUUGUUGUCAAAUACAUUAAUCACAGCAACGUGAUGUAUGCUCUUUUCGCUCAGAAUUCCGUGUACAAAAUAUUUUUAAGCAAUACGAUGUUUGAACUUUGUAACCCAUCGACUUGACUUACUAGCGUUCACAAGGGCGUACACCCCUGUUGUUUAUCUGGUGCACACGUGUGGCCACCAUAGACAUUGUAACCAUCACCACGCGCAACACGGUAGAGUUUCAAGAGGAUGUCUGAAUGCUCCCACUUCUACUCUUGGGAUUACUACUGAUAUUGUGGCUAUUCUGGAUGAUUAAGGUCAAGCAGAUGCUGGAGAAAGGGGGGGAAAUAGUGACUGGCUGUGGAACCCCUGCAGCUGCAGCACAGGAGGAGAUGCAAGCGGCCGAUAGAUCCGCUGCGGCUGCACACACCCCUGCUCCACCCCCUACUAAACAAUCCACACCCAUGGGUCUUGCAGCAUCUACCUCAACAGAUAGCGGGGACAACCGUCCCCUAACCCACAUUGACCCCACUGUCGGUCCCAUGAUACCCAGGGUAGGGGGUUCUUCGGAGGAAAUGAAGCACACACAGCCGUCCCUUCCCUUCGUUGUCCCUCAGCCUCCCAGUAGAACGAUCAGGCCCAAACUCAUCUCAGGCCUAGAAGCUCGACAAGCGCGCCCCAAGUUCAUCCUGGGGGCAUCGGAGGACAAUUCUUCAGAUGAAGAUCUGCCUUUGACCAUGAAACCCCCUACAGGUUUUGGUUCCUCUCAGGCAGCGGCCACCUCCUGCCUACGACAAACCGUAUCAGCAACCUCAACCACCUUCUCCCCCCCACAGCAAGUUACAUCAGUAACAUCAACCCCUACCUCCAAUGGCAUGAGGUAGGCCAUAGCAUGUUGUGCAACUUCUUUUAAGUUAACUUCAUUUUCAUAUUACACUGAACAAGAAUAUGAACGCAACAUGCAAAGUGUUUGUCCUGUGUUUCAUGAGCUGAAAUAAAAGAUCCCCGAAAAAGCUUAUUUCUCCCAAAUGUUGUGCACAAAUUUGUUUACAUCUGUUAUUGAGCGUUUCUCCUUUGCCAAGAUAAUCCAUCCACCUUACGGUGUGGCAUAUCAAGAGGCUGAUUAAAUAGCAUGAUCAUUAUGCAGGUCCACCUUGUGCUGGGGACAAUAAAAGGCCACUCUAAAAUGUGCAGUUUUGUCACACAAUACAAUGCCACAAAUGUCUCAAGUUGAGGGAGCAUGCAAUUGGCAUGCUGACUGAAGGAAUGUCUACCAGAGAUGUUGCCAGAUAAUUGAAUGUUAAUUUCUCUACCAUAAGCCACCUCCAAUGUUGUUUUAGAGAAUUUGGCAGUACAUCCAACCAGCCUCAUUCUUGCAGUCAGCAUGCCAAUUGCACCUGUGUAAUUAUCAUGCUGUUUAUUCAGCUUCUUGAUAUGCCACACCUGUCAGGUGGAUGGAAUAUCUUGGCAAAGGAGAAAUGCUCACUAACAUGAGCUCAUGAAAUGUGUCCAACACGUAACAUGCUGCGUUUUAUAUUUUUGUUCAGUAUAGAAUAAACAGGUUUAGACGUCAUCGUUUUCUCUACUCCGAUGACAUUGGAAUUGUAUUUAGUUCAGAACGUGUUGAUAGUGAAUGCAAGUGCUUGCUCCAUCAACCCAGUGUUAAGAAUCAAUGAAUCAUUCAGCAGAUUAGCUCGUGACUUGUGAGGCUGCCUGUCAGUGCAGUAGUCUAUGGGUAUCAACAGAGUGCGCUGUUAUCCAAAAGGCGAGACCAAUUGUUGGCCAGGCCUGAGGCAAACUUGCCAGCCACAUUGUGGUAUUAUUGCUGCCCCAUGCUGUAUCCACACAACCAGCUGCCUAUGAUCACCUGACCACAGCAUGCAUGCUGACAGUAACUUGUGUUAUUGUCGCAUGCCUCACCUCUCUGCACUUUUAACGGAACAAGUGUCGUUGACUUUGAGAACCAGGGUCUGAGUCCCAGGAGGGCACACAACAACAUAUUGUAUGUGUGCUUAACAAAUGUUUCUACAUCCCUUGGAAGUUCUCUGCAAAUACAUUUGACUUGCUGUAUGUUGCCUUUAGGCAUAGAGCAUGAGGUGCUAUUGUUGAUUUUUUUUUUGGUGACAUCACAAUGGAUAUCUCAGGUAGUUGGUCAGCUGAGCAUAUCUAAGUCUACUUGACAGGUUCAGUUGGCUUUGAAUGCCACAGUCCACUCUCAGCCAAGUUUUGAAAAGCUUGUUUGUUUGUACUCUUGAGCCACAUGUGCAGUAAUCACCACGGAGGUAAAACUGAAAGGGGAGAGAGGUAAGAUAACACAUGGAAAGCUUUCAGGAAUGAUCGUUUUUCCACAUUGUGAAGUAGCAAAGGCCUAUGAGUUGUACUGACUGACAUGAUGCCACUGUGUAGGCCUAGACAGAACACCUACCAAAAAUGUUUUGACCAUUUCAGUCAGUUUGCUACAUGGAAGGAUUAGCCUCCCACGUUUUUGUUUACGAUAUGCUAGAAGGUUACCAUAAGCUAUAGUUUGGUGGUUCGUGAAGGGACAAGUUAGUUGUAAAAAAGUUGGUGCAAAAACCAUCCAAGCAGAUAGUUAGUCCGGAUAUCUAUUUGGCAGUCUAGUCUGUUGGUUCCA
Messenger RNA from Oncorhynchus nerka (sockeye salmon), 2649 nucleotides. RefSeq lists its product as uncharacterized. The transcript has 2 exons. The record is from RefSeq and is a predicted model, not a curated record. NCBI's taxonomy places the organism in Eukaryota, Metazoa, Chordata, Actinopteri, Salmoniformes, Salmonidae. The coding region runs from base 275 to 901 and encodes 208 amino acids.